Molecule: messenger RNA, 6107 nt
Organism: Nycticebus coucang (slow loris)
Lineage: Eukaryota; Metazoa; Chordata; Mammalia; Primates; Lorisidae
Gene: LCORL
Product: ligand dependent nuclear receptor corepressor like
Exons: 8
Coding region: 117-5726 (1869 amino acids)
Biological process (GO): regulation of transcription by RNA polymerase II
Cellular component (GO): nucleus
Molecular function (GO): DNA binding
Source: RefSeq, a predicted model, not a curated record
UGACACGUGUCAAUCAACCCCCCUCCGGCGGGGGGGGCGCGCGCUCCGGGGCUCGCGCCCCUGCCUCGUGCCUGCGCCGCUCGUAUGUAAAUGAGGGCGCGUGACGCGAGACGCAGAUGGACAAGGGAAGAGAGAGAAUGGCCGCCGCCGCCGCCGCUGCUGCCGCCGCCGCCGCCGCCGCUCAGUGCCGGAGCCCGCGGUGCGCGGCGGAGAGGAGAGGAUUCCGGCGGGAACUCGACUCUUGGCGCCACCGCCUCAUGCACUGUGUAGGUUUUGAGAGUAUUUUAGAAGGGCUUUAUGGACCACGGCUACGAAGAGACCUCAGUUUAUUUGAAGACUGUGAACCAGAAGAGCUGACUGACUGGUCUAUGGAUGAAAAAUGUUCAUUUUGUAACCUACAGAGAGAAGCAGUCAGUGAUUGUAUACCAUCUCUUGAUUCUUCACAGUCAACGCCAACGGAGGAGCUAUCAUCUCAGGGCCAGUCCAACACUGAUAAGAUUGAAUACCAAGCAGAAAAUUACCUAAAUACACUCUUUCGAAAGAAAGAUCUUCCUCAGAACUGUGAUCCUAACAUUCCCUUAGUUGCUCAGGAAUUAAUGAAAAAGAUGAUACGUCAGUUUGCAAUUGAGUAUAUUUCAAAAAGUGGUAAAAUUCAAGAGAAUAGAAAUGGUUCAAUUGGACCAAGCCUAAUAUGUAAAAGUAUCCAAAUGAAUCAAGCAGAGAACUCCCUCCAGGAAGAGCAGGAAGGCCCCUUAGACCUCACUGUGAAUCGAAUGCAAGAACAAAAUACUCAGCAAGGGGAUGGAGUGUUAGAUCUCUCUACAAAGAAAACCAGCAUAAAAUCUGAAGAGUCAUCCAUAUGUGAUCCUUCUUCUGAAAAUUCAAUGGCUGGUUCAACUAUUGAUGCAAAAUCAGAGGAAGCUACUAAAAUGGAAAAAGGAAAAUCAGCAUUAAGCAAAGUUUUGGAAUCUUUGUGCAUACAUCACCAGCAACAAGUUUUGGCUAUGUUGAAAUUUCUAGUCCAAGAGCAGAAUGCUGCUUCUCUUUGCUGUUGUAAUGCAUCAUGUGUUGUGGCUUCAGAAUCUCAAAAGCCUUUAACUGAAGAUGAUUUACACGGUCUGUUCUGUAGUUGUGAAUAUAGGCUGGCAGAAAGAGGGUAUUUACAAAAUGAAAGACAAAGCCCUGGUUUAGAGCCUCUGCCAGUCUGUAUUAAAGAUUUGCAUUGUUUAUCUCACCAAACUGUAACUAUUGAACACAUUAAGACAGUAGUGAAUAGAGGAAUUACAAACAGUUGUAAUUCUCACAGGUGCUGUUCUGGACUGUUACCAGACAUUCGCUCUGCAACAUCAGCCUUUUGUAGUCCUCUUCUGUCAAGGGAAAUAUGUGAUCUUUCAGUCAGUCUUAAAGAUCUUUCUAGAUCUCGAAGUCCCUCACCUCCACCAUUAUCACCUGUAGAAACUGAAGGAUUUGAAAGAUUGAAAGACGUCAUCUCAGAGAUUUCAUCCUUAGAAAAUAAACUUGAAACAAACAUUAACCAGCCUCCAUCUCUCACACCAGCCGAAAUAAGCAGCAACAAGGGUGAUCAUGAAGGUGAAGUUCAUAAAAUUAAAAAAUCCAAUAACUCCGAUUCUUUGCUCUCAGAAGACAGCAAUAAUUAUACUACAAAUCAUGAAAAAGGUGAAACUGCUAUAAUUUUUCAAGAUUUAAUGGAUCGCAUUAAUGAAAAAUUAAAAUCAAUAGAAACCACAGAUAUGACAAGCCUUGUAAAAUUAUCUAGCAGUGAUUGUAAUACAGAUAAUGACUUAAAAUUAGGAGAUUUAAUAACCUCUCUGUUGCAUAAUGCAAAGGCCAGUGAUUACAGUUUUAUGGAAUUAUUGAGUCAACAUGAUAAAAAGGUUGAAAAUAAAAUUAUUCAGACAAGAUUUCGAAAGCGUCAGGAAACCUUAUUUGCAAUGCACAGCUCCUGUGAUUCAUCCAUGUGUAGAAGGCAGUCUUUACAGAUAAAAAGAGAACUUGCUAAUCUUGGUGAAAAUUUUGUAAGAAAAAAAUACACCGAAAAGAAUGCGAGGAAAUUGAUGCACAACGAUGAGAUGUUUUUAUCAGACAAAGAAGAAUUCAGUCAUUGCCAAGGGCCUUCUUUACAAAAUCCUAAAAGCCUUCAAGACAAAAAUCAUGUAGAAACAUCUUCACCAAAUUUUGCAUUACACUCAUUGCAACUACCUCUUAAUAGUUUAGAAACUAACUUGGCUUUUGAUAAAUUUUCAGAAAGCUUAAAAACAACUUCACCUGAGAAAAUAAGCAUAAGAAAGUCACAAGAGAAAUCUUCAGCUGGAAAAAAGAAGUUGAAAAAUCAUAGGGAGAAUCCAAAAUUAGAGAAUUGUCCAACUUCUACAAAAAGAGAUGUUUCUGGACUUUUAAGCAGAACUAAACGAAAUAUUGUGCCUCCAGGAUGGUAUUCUAUAUAUGUAACAAAUAAUUAUAUUUUUAAAAAAUCCCCUAAGGCUAAAAAGGUACCCAAGCCCAUAAAAGAAAAAGAUCCAAUGAGAAAUAUUCAGAUUGAAAGCUCACAUAAUAUAGAUCUAAACAAAAUUGCAAUGAAUUCUAAUUUACAAGUUGUUGUGGAACGUUUGGAAGAUACCAUAAAUAUGGCCAAAAAAUCUUGGAAUCAUCAUCCAUUGUCAGAAGGUUAUAAAACAUCCAAGAGAUUGAUAGAAAUUGAUGGUAAAGAUCAAAAUGCUGGGAGAAAUGUGGCUCUUUCUCUAAAUAGAAUGACAUGCAAAGAGCAGGGUUUGUCAAAAUCUGUGGUAAUCUCCAGCAAUAUCAAAAGUCAUCAUAUGCCUACAGUGGAUUUGAAUAACAAAAGACUGGAUAGUCUGAAAAAGUCAUCUGUUUUAGAUAUGGGUAGCUUGAUUUCCAGUGUUGAAAAUGUGCCAGCAAAAUAUGAAAGUAUCGAAAGCUCCUCUUUUUCCAACUAUUCUAGCCCUAUCAAACUUAUGUUUUUAUCUGAGAUUAAAAGCAGUGAAGGAGUCAAAUAUACUUUAACUUCUGUUGAUACUUCAGAAUCAAAUGUUGAUCUUUCUUUGGAAAAAUGUACAACACAUCAUGUAACUGAAAAAAACACAGAAACAAAUAAGGAUAUCCCAGAUGCUAACUUUGAAAAUUAUAGAGCUAAUAAUCAUUGUGAUACUGAUUCUUUUCAAAAAGAACUAAACAAAUUUAAUUGUGUAAAAGAAACUGCAGAAUCCUCAGCAAUGUUUAUAGAUGAUAUAAAUAGUGACAUGCCACAAGAAGAACCCAGGGACAGUUCAAGCAGUGCGAAUUCAUCUUUUAAAAGAAAACCAGGUAGACCAAAAAAAAUAGGUCCCCAGGUUGUGAAACAGAGCAAGCGGCCAAUUGGAAGACCCCCAAAGCCUAAAAUUGACCAAUCAGACAUCACCAUUUGCCAGAAUGAUUCCUUUCGUGCUGGAAGGAAAAGCCCAGAAUCUGCCUUAUCAGAAGUAAAAGAAGGUAUUUAUAAAAAGAGUAUUAUAGUGACUGUUAUUUAUGGAAGGUCAAGAAGAACUAAAAGGCAUGUCUCUGAAGGAAGUGUUAACAUGAGCAAUAUUGUGUCUUUAAACAAUACUGUUGCUGAUUUUCCAACUGAGUAUAAUAGUCUCAGAAAUAUUGGAAAGGACCAAAUUGACUUGGGUGAAAGAUUAAGUGCUAUAUCAAGCCUGACUACUGAAAGUGAGAUGUUGAGGUCUAGCUUUGAAUAUGUUAGGCCCAUCAAGAACAAGUCUGUGAUACUUCCACCUUCCAAGAACAUUAUUCGACCAAAUCUAAAGCCUUUGCCAGUAAGUAGGAAGCCUGGGAGACCUGCAAAAGUGAAAAUUUCUGGCAUAUCUGUAACUAUUAAUAGAAUUUCACCUCAGGAAAGAGAAGUAAGUGUUAGCAGCUGCUUACCUCCUUUAGAACAGAAUAUGUUUGAAAAAAAUCUGCCUGAAGAAAAGCAUAGUCCACAAUAUAGUAAGAUGGGUAGAACAAGGCAUACUGCAGCCAGCAUAGUCAAGAACGGGUUGGAAGGUGUGGUUGCUCCUCUAUCUUUGAGACAUUCUAGUAGGGAUAGAAAGCCAUCUCUGCAUUUCUUACAUUCAUUAGCAUCUUCUAGCUCACUUAUUUAUAGAAAUCCUGUGCUCCAUAAGUCAUAUAAACUCCAUUUGCAAACAGGUAAAAGUCACAAGGAAAAACAUAGGCAGUCAAGGACAAAAUUAGCUUCCAAAGAUACCCCAAGAUCUAGACAUUCAAGGAAUGCAAGAAAGUGUUUGGAAGAUAACAAAUUAACACCCAUUUCUGAAGUAUCCUUGGACCCUAUAAUCUCAUCGAACCCUUUGCUCAGGUGGUGGGCUACUUCUACUUCAAAUGAUUCCUUACUAGAGGAAUUAAACAACAGAUUCGAGCAAAUAACAAAUGCUUGGGUGAAAGUGAGUGGAGAUGAAGCUGAAAAUUGUGUUCAUAAAAAAAGAGAAAACAUUGAAAACGAUCAUUUCAAAGUAGCAAGCCCUUUGGAAACUUGUCUUUUAGAACUUGAAGUUUCACCAGUAAAAAUGCUUUUUCAGAAAAAAUAUGAUUUAAAUGAACUCUGUACCUGGUUUAUGCAAACAACAGAAACACAGUCUCUUUCCCUAGUUAGAAAAGCAAAUGCCCGAAAUCCUUUGGAAGUAAUAAAUACCAGGGGUAUCAAAUUAGGGAUGAAAUACUCUGACUUUACUACUAGCCCUUUCAGAAAGCACUUUAAAAAAUUUGCACUCUCUUCUCCUUCAAAAUCAGCAGGGAAGUUGCAUAUACUGCGGAAAGUGGUUAGCUCUCCACUCUUAAAUGUGAAAAAUAAUUUAUGCAUAGCUAGAUUAAAAAGGACUGAGUUUAGGAGGUUGCAUCAUGAAAGGUGGAAAAGAGAGGGAAAGUCGCACAACCACAGUUCAGUUGGUUGGAACUCUAAAAGGAGAAACCUAAGAUUUUUCUGCCAGAACCAAUUUUUAAAUAAGACUAAGGGGGGAGCAGAUGCUGACUUCUCACUCCAAGGAGAAAGCACAGUAGAUAAUGAGUGCAUUUUGCCACCUGAGAUCAAGGAUGACUUAUUGCAACAGAGAGCGGCAAUGCCUGGCUUCAAAAUAGAUGCUAGUUUAGAGAAUAAAUUGAAGUCAGAAACAAAAGAGAACGGAAUAAAUUGCAGCCAAAAAGAUUUUGAAAAGGGACCAAGACUAGGAAACAUAUGUCCAGAUAAUUGGAGGUCAAAAACCUUAAAAGAUUGUAGGAUAUUUUUGAGAAAGCUCAACUAUCUUGAACAUAAAAAUACUUUUAAGCUAAACACAAUCAUUUAUUCUCCUGAAUCUGUUGACAGUGGAAGUAAUCGCCAGACUCAGAUAGAAGAAUCAAAGCGCUUUACUUUAAGAUCUCAUUCUACUAAGCAAAAUUCUUUUAAAAAGCAAUCUAAAGAAAUAGAAAAUGCUAAAGCAAAUAGUCCUUCAACCGAUAAAUUUGCUGGCCAACUUGACAGUAGUAAAUUAAGUAAAUGUGUUAACUUUGACAAGAAUCCUUCUGAUAGUUUUGAAGUUAUUAGCAAUUUGAACAAAAGAAAAAGACCACCAUGGAAGACCACAGAAAUGUCAACAAAAAGACAUAAACGACAGUCUGGCAACAGUGGACAAAUGGCAAACUAUUUUUCAAAAUCCCUAGCAUGCUACAAAUGAAAACUGAUGAGAAACUGAAUUUGUCUGAUGGGAACACAGCAAGUUGCCCUUUGAGCCCCAUUAAGAUGUGCCUUAAUCGCCCUGUUGAAUGGAAUCUGAAUUUGACAGCAGCAUCUCUAGCGAGCUGUACAGUUCAUAACCAAAAUCUCACAAGUGAAGAGAAAUAGAACGCACUUCUUGCACUACCCUUAUUUUGUACGUCGAUACUUUCUGCUGAAUAAGCGUUUAUCAAUUGAUCUUGAAAUAUUUCUAGUCCUGUGAUUUGUCUUUAUAUUAAACCAUUAGCAUUAAUCAUUUUGAUUAUAUUCUUUGUAUGUUUUUUUUUUUUUUACGUGUUUUACACCAGACCAUUGUGGAAUUUUGUAGUACAGAUUUUGAUGU